GCGCAGUGGCCGCCGCUGCCCCUGCCGCCGCCGCAGGCGGGCCGCCGAGGGAGCGGCUCCGGGUGCGCAGUGCGGAGGGCGGGAGCCGAGCCAGCUCCGAAGAGCAGCCGCGCUGCGCCGCCGCUGCAGCAGCGGGGGCCGCUCUCCCGAUCUGAAGGGGGCCGCUUUUCAUCGGAGUCCAGCCCCUCCCUGCAUCCCAGCCCCCAAUCCAGGGGCACCCAAGGAAAGGCUGUUCUUGAACCGGGCCCUGGCCCUGGCAGGCUGGGCCCCCAGGUGGACUGCCCCUGCCUCCUCCCAGCCUCCGGUUGUGCUUCCCACCUGACACCAUGGGCACGGUCCUGUCCCUGUCCCCCAGCUACCGGAAGGCCACGAUCUUUGAGGAUGGCUCGGCCACUGUGGGCCAUUACACCGCUGUGCAAAACAGCAAAAACGCCAAGGACAAGAGCUUGAAAAGGCACUCCAUCAUCUCUGUGUUGCCCUGGAAGAGGAUCGUGGCCGUGUCAGCCAAGAAGAAAAACUCCAAGAAGGUCCAGCCCAACAGCAGUUACCAGAACAACAUCACCCACCUGAACAAUGAGAACCUGAAGAAGUCGCUCUCUUGUGCCAACCUGUCCACAUUCGCCCAGCCCCAGCCCACCCAGCCACCGGCCCCCAGUGCCAACCAGCUGUCUGGUUCCCAGACCGCUGUGUCCUCUGUCAAGAAGGCCCCCCACCCCAACUCCACUGCUCCCGGGACGCCCAAGCGGGUCAUCGUCCAGGCCUCCACCAGCGAACUCCUGCGGUGCUUAGGGGAGUUCCUGUGCCGGAGAUGCUACCGCCUCAAGCACCUAUCCCCCACGGAUCCAGUGCUCUGGUUGCGAAGUGUUGACCGUUCGCUGCUCCUUCAAGGCUGGCAGGACCAGGGCUUCAUCACACCGGCCAACGUGGUCUUCCUGUACAUGCUCUGCAGGGACGUCAUUUCCUCCGAGGUCGCCACAGACCAUGAGCUCCAGGCUGUCCUGUUGACCUGCCUGUACCUGUCCUACUCCUACAUGGGCAAUGAGAUCUCCUACCCGCUCAAGCCCUUCCUGGUGGAGAGCUGUAAGGAGGCAUUUUGGGACCGCUGCCUCUCCAUUAUCAAUCUCAUGAGCCCCAAGAUGCUCCAGAUUAAUGCUGACCCCCACUACUUCACUCAGGUGUUUGCUGACCUGAAGAAUGAAUGCAGUCAGGAGGACAAGAAUCGGCUCCUAAUUGGGCUUGACCGGUGAAUUCCACUCCUGCGUGUGCGGCUUACGGGAACAGUACAUUUUUUAAUUUAUUAUUAAACACAAAGUUUUGUGAACAUAUGUGUCUAGGAAAGCCACUGAAGGGCCUCCCUAUUCUUGGCCUCCCCGACCCCUGGUUUAGUCCAGCCCUGGUCCUUAACUUCUGACUGCUCUGGGGAGCGUUUUGUUUUUUUUUUUUUUUUGUUGUUGUUUGUCUGCAAACCUUUUGCAGAGUUUAGGUGAUGAUUUCCAAGUUGUUUUCUGGCCACUGAAUCCUUGCUCUCCAUAACUUCAAAGGACUGGCUAUUCUUGUCCCUUAUUAUACCCCUUUUGCCAUCUCCCCUUGGCCUGGUCUUGGGAAUGGGGUGAGGAGAUGGUGAACUUUGGGAAGUCUUAGCUUAUCCUACAGAGAUCCCUUGUCCUAGAAAUGGAUCUUACUCUUCCUGGCCGCAGUCCCCUUACUCACCCAGUUCUACCCCUAUCCCUUUCCCCAGUCCCAGGGAGGGAGAGGAAUUAAUUUCCCCAAGUGGCAGCUGUGUCCUGAAUGACUGGGGGCUCCUCCCAAGGAUACCACCCUGGGCCUUGCCAAUACAUUGAGCUGGGAGCUCUCAGUUCCUGGCUGCCCUGGAACCAACUUGUAGCCCACAUCACUCUAAUUAGCAGAAAAUGGCUGACAGAGGGAAAAAAAUCAAUCUUGAAUUUUUUUUUUAACCUUUUGUUAUGCUGGGUGUUUUAGGGGAAAUUUCUCAGAGUGGGAAAAAGGAAGGCCUGUAAUUUAGAAUUCCAUUCUCCCUGUCCUGUUUCUUAUUUAUCCCAGGCCCUAGGUGUUCCCUCCUGGCUAGUGAAGCUGGUCAGACUCAUUAGGCUAUCUGGAUCAUGGUAGCAGCCUCCCGAGUCCCAGUGAAAGGGGUGGGACUGUGCUUAGGGAUAUCUGCUUUUCUUUUGGAGAAUAAUUUAUCUGAAUAAUGCCACUUAGUCACCUGGUGUGUCAUAUCUGUGGAUGGGGGAUACUGCUAUAGCUGCCUGGCAGAAGCCUGGCUCCCUUGUGGGAAGGCCCAGUGGACUCUUGAGUUGGUGCUUAGCUCAGGAUGGGGUCAUUUUCUUGUCCACAUGGCACAGGGCCUACAGCUAGUUCAGUUGAUCUGGGCUGGCCCUGGCAUCAAGGUGCCCCACUCCCUCACCCAGCCCUGCCAAUUUCAAGUUGUUUCCAAACAGCUUGUGCAGAGCCCCCCCCCCCACAGGCCCAGGGAUGGGAGUUGGAUCUCGUAGAUGAUUAUGAAAUCUGGACUCACACCCUAAUUGCUCCUGGAGCCUGUUCAGUUGACAGUGUGUCAUCUAAACCACUGGUCCUCACUUUUUCCAGUGGCUGCCGUGGACACUUGUCACACUUGCGGAUGCUCGGCUCUUACCUUUAGUAGCUUGGAACUUUAGGGACAAUGGAGAGGAGGGAGCAAGUCUGUUUCAGUAACCCUUCACCCUGGCAGUGGGGAACAAAGGUGGCUGACACUACAAGAGAUUCUUCUCUUUGGCCUGACAACCCAGGGGAAGGUUGGCCCUGUUGGUGCUGGAAUUCUUACAGAAUGAGAGAUAAAGGGUCAUUUUGCUUAGGGUUAGGUAGAACACUAGUUGGAUGGUUGCUGGAGUCAGCAGCAAAUACUCCUGGAGUGAAAAGUCAAAAUGUAUUUUUUUUUAAACAAAAAAAGAAAAAAAGGAAGAGAAAGCUGUGAAAUCGAGGCCUUUGGCUGGAGCAGGCAGCCAGCUUGAGGCAGCCUGUGGUGCCCGGAGGGAUAUAGGUGAGGGUACCUGGAUUGUACAGGUAAGGAAGGAGAGCGUCUGCCCAGCCUCAGUGGUGAGGCCUAAACUGAGCCAUUAACGUGGACUGUAAGAUAUUCUUUGGACAUGGAACUGGAACAUGGAGCCUCUGUAAAGUGACCGGCACGAUGCCUGGCUGGACAGCUGGAAUCUUCCCUCGAUCGACUUUUCCUGUGGCUUGUUCCCUUUCUGCUCCUACAUCAUGUGAUGAGCUCUGCCCUUGGUCUUGGUGUGGGACCUUGUCCCCCCAUGUGGCACAGAAAGAGGGAGCUUCGGGUGCCAAGGAACUGAAGGAAGAACGAGGGUGACUUGUUUUUAAUCCCAAGUCAGGCUAGCUGAGCCUGGACUGAAACUCUCUGGUUGAGCUCCUUUCAUUGGAUUCCAGUUUUGGGUCUGUUUCCUUCUCUUUCCCUGUAUUUAUUUAUUUUUUUCCCCUAGGGGAGGAGGAAGCGGAGGUGCAAGUUUCAGAGGUGGUUGGGGCCUAAAGGAAAAAAAAUCCACCUUGUAGUUAAAUCAUUGUAAAGUAUAUUGUUCCCUGCCCCUCUCCUUCCCUGCACCGAUCACCAGUGUUGUGUAAAGGACCAACUGAUAUACUUGAGUGUGCAAGCAAUGGACACAACUGACAUGCUGCUAUGAAGAAUACUUUUAGAACAAAAAGAAAAAAAAAGAAAAAAACUAACCAACAAAAAAACAACAAAACAGCCCCUUUCUUCUUUGUUGCUUUUACAGUGAUCUCGUGCAUGCAAACAGGCGCAUUUUGUGUCUUCAGAAAAUAAUCUUAGAACAGAUGGUUGUGAACAUUUACACCCAUGCACAAACCAAGUCAGAGGAAUCUCUCUCAGUAUCUGGUUUCUCUCUUUUCUCCUCUUCUUCCCAUCAGCCCUGGGGGGAUCAAUGGAUUUCUUACCAUGCAGUUUUUAGGGUUUAGUUUGAUUCCAGCAGUUGUUAAACUUGCAAUGAAAGAAAAUGUGCCAUUUCCCCCCUCUUCCCCUCCCCCCACUUGAAAUGAUCCACAGCUGUAUAUUUGAAACUGCUAAUUACCCAUGUGCGUGUGGUGUAUGUUGGUUUUUUUUUUAGUGCAGUUUCCUCUGUAGAUCUCCUUUGACCAAAUUGUGGGUGUUGUUAAUAUUAAUUUAUAUUUGUCUCAUUUUGUAUGUAUGUGUAGCGUGUUUGUAAGUAUGUGUGGUUUAUAAUCUGACAAAGUCAUGAAGCUCAGUCUGGCUGUAAUUUAAUUCCCUGCCCUUAUUUUUAUUUAUUUUUGUACCGUGCUGAUUAAAUAAAAUGCACUGACCAUCCAUUAUGCA
Trichosurus vulpecula (common brushtail) is the source of this 4360-nucleotide messenger RNA. It is a transcript of the gene CDK5R1, whose product is annotated as cyclin dependent kinase 5 regulatory subunit 1. Gene Ontology annotation, cellular component: protein kinase 5 complex; cytoplasm. Lineage: Eukaryota; Metazoa; Chordata; Mammalia; Diprotodontia; Phalangeridae. The coding region runs from base 327 to 1247 and encodes 306 amino acids. Gene Ontology annotation, molecular function: cyclin-dependent protein serine/threonine kinase activator activity; protein kinase binding. The record is from RefSeq and is a predicted model, not a curated record. Gene Ontology annotation, biological process: activation of protein kinase activity; positive regulation of cyclin-dependent protein serine/threonine kinase activity; brain development. The transcript has 2 exons.